Messenger RNA from Dendronephthya gigantea, 1900 nucleotides. Its product is annotated as galactosylceramide sulfotransferase-like. The transcript is spliced from 3 exons. NCBI's taxonomy places the organism in Eukaryota, Metazoa, Cnidaria, Anthozoa, Malacalcyonacea, Nephtheidae. Gene Ontology annotation, molecular function: galactosylceramide sulfotransferase activity. Gene Ontology annotation, cellular component: membrane. Bases 433 to 1857 code for a protein of 474 amino acids. Gene Ontology annotation, biological process: glycolipid biosynthetic process. The record is from RefSeq and is a predicted model, not a curated record.
AUAGUUUCACUACACAUUUCCUUUGUCCGAUAACGAAUGACAAAAUUAAUCCUUACUUCAAUAUUAUCAUCUAUUUUAACGGUAAUUAGCCAGAAGUCUUAGACUUAAUAUCCAUACUUGCUCCAACGAUUCCAAGAGGCCGUUACCAGACGUUUAAAAAAAAUCGCGGAGGAAUAUAUAAAUAGUAAAGUGGAUUCUCCUUCAGAAAUUCGACGGUACAGCGUGAAUCCUAUCGAGAAAUUUGCCUGCACUUUGAAGACAGGCCGUAAUGAAGAGUUUGUUGGAACUUUUAGACCGAAACUAAAACACGACUCCGUGAUAUAACUGUACGUAUCAAACAUCUGAGCUUAAUCUGCUGAUGUUUAUUGGAUUUCCUAGGAUCACUAUCAUCUCAUUGAUAAAAGGUUGACCCUUGUAUGGCUUGGUAUUUCAAUGAUUUUGCGAAAACGGGGUAUAAGAGUCUGCAUUAUGGCAGCUCUAGUGGUAAUUAUCGUUUGUAUCGUAAGUAAAAUUUUCAAUAAAAAUACCCUGAAAGAUGAGAGCGUGGAUUUUAAGCUAAGCAAAAAGCGAUCGAUACAAAAAGAUCUCACAAGUUUCGCCAAAGAAAAUGACACAGAAAUAGCGGUCAACAAAGAUCUUCCAAAACGUCAUGAACGGCCGAAGAUGGAAUUAAGUGGAUCUGUAGAUUUCCUGCGAAGAAACGAAGACACUUACAAGCGAAGUUGCAAGAAACAUGAGGUUGUUGUCUUCAUAAAAACUCAUAAGACGGGAAGCAGCACAAUCACAAACAUCCUCAACCGUUUUGCCGACAUGAACGACGUAAAAGUUGCGCUACCAAUGGGCUACUUCCUCCGUUUUUACUGGCCUGCUCUAUUUCACUGGUCAGCGGUUGAUCUGUGGAGACUCGAUGGCGACACGCCCAGCAUCCUUAGCAACCAUGCUCGAUAUAAUCGUCCCACAAUGCAACUGAUCAUGAGAAAGGGCGCGAAAUACAUCACAAUCCUGCGAGAUCCAGUCGACCAAUACGAGUCUACAUUUAAUUAUAUGGGGUUUGAAAAAUUUUUAGAUUUGAAAGAUUCGAAGAAUCCGCUGGCAGAUUUCUUGAAAAAUCCAGUCCCAAAGUUGUACCAGCUGCGAGACAAACAUCACGGAAUUCCAGAGCCGAUGCAACUGGUGAAGAAUCCAAUGUUUUUUGACCUAGGCAUGUACCCUCCUGCUUACAACAACAUGACGCGAGUAAGGAACGAAAUUAAGAAACUGGAUCGCGAUUUUGAACUGGUUUUGAUCAUGGAGUACUUUGAUGAAAGCCUUCUGGUCCUAAAAAAGGCAUUUUGCUGGACGAUGAGCGAUAUUUUAUACGUGAAGUUCAACCAAAGGCGUCAUAAAUCUGCCUACCACCGUGACGAGCAAGUGAAGAAAAAUAUUCGCUACUGGAACAAGGCUGAUGUAAUACUUUACGAACACUUCAACAGAACUUUAUGGAAGAAAAUUGCUGACUAUGGACCGUCUUUUCGGAAAGACCUGGAUAAAUUUCGUCAAAUGAAUUCGAAAAUGCAGGCGUCCUGUGUGGAAAAACGCCAGUUUACUGAAAACGCGUUCAAUUCAAGCGGUGAUAUUUUGAGCUUUCGUUUAAAUCCCGAAGUGCGGUCAUAUGACCGGUAUUUUUGCAUGAAAAUGUUGCGUAAUGAAGUAGAUUAUAUCGACUAUUUUCGCAACAAGUACAAGCCGCGAGGCUCUUAUCAGACGUUACUGGAGAAAGAGGGCAAGAAGCGACCUUCAACGAGGGAGCUUAUUGAAAGGCUACAAAUUGCAGCGAAUAUCAAGUUUGCUGAGCCACCCCGUGCUGUUACGUCAUAACAGCAAAGACUAUAGGUGCUAUACUAGUAAACAGUAUGUCACU